AUAUUGACUGCUCGGACGACUUGGCUGCUGUGAGCGUAUGUUUCGUUGCCUGGCAACCUAUAGUUAGACUUGAAGUUCAAAUUCAUGAAGGCACAUUGCAAAAGGCGCUGGCUCACUACUCAGGAGGUUCUGAGAAUGAUCCCGGUGCCGAUCAAGAAAUAUCCACAGGAUUUUCGCGCGUGGUAUCCCCUUGUCAAUGGAUGCACAAAUUGCCACGAUCUAACAAACUGAGAGGAAUUGACUAAAAUGAAGUUUUUGCCCCACUCUCUAUCAAGUAAACCAAACGGAAUUUUCCCCACCCUCAAUCAAGGGAAUUGUCGAAAGACAAUACCAAUACCCCACUCUCUAUCAUGCAGGGGAGGGGGGCGGGAUGGCCGAAUGGUUAGCACAUGCAUGCUGUAUCAUAAGGUCUGUCAUUGAGUCAACUGGCGUGGUUUCGAUGCCCCAGUUGUUCGUGACAAGGAGUAGGGUUGCCUGUCCAACCUCGAGGGUUUUCUCCGGGUCCUCCAGAUUCCUCCCACUGCUAAAGACCCCUACGCGCAAGCAAAUUAUUGAAAUAAAAUUGAACCAUAUGUUAGUCCCAAAAUGACUUAGUUUGUGUUGAGUGGACAUUAAACCCCAUCUCUCUCUCUCUCUAUCUCUCUCUCUCUCGGAUGUUUUUAUCGUUUCAACUCAACAUCAAGUUUCACCUGAAGUUGGACCAACAUGGCUUCCCCCGAAGCUGAAACCACGGAGGAUACGACCACAGCGGUGGUAGCAGUAGAAUGUGAUGUAUGUGGAGGAGAGCAUCAGACAGAAUAUUGUCCAGAACUGGGACUCGCGGAUCCUGGCACAGUCAUCGAAUUUGUUUCCAGAGCUCGUCUUACACUACCAGACACGAUGCAGAUUAUAGAAAUGGCCGACGGAUCCCUGGGAGUUUCCUCAAAAGUAGUUGUCCCUCAAAAAACCCAGCUUGGCCCGUUUGAAGCUAAACGAACUAACUGUGAUAUAGAAGCCAUGGAUUUCUUUAUUCUAAAGAUGUUUAAUAAAGAUGGCAGUAUAACCUGUUUUGAUGCGUCAGAUGAGAAUGAAUGUAACUGGAUGUGUUUAAUACGACCAGCUGACUCGGUAUACAAUCAGAACUGUAUGGCAUACACCAUCAAUCACAACGUCUUCUACAGUACAACCUGUGUAAUCAGGCCGGACGAAGAACUACGGGUCUGGUACGCUCCACACUACGCUAAAAAAUUAGGUCGUGAUGCGAAACCUAAUGGAACUACUAGAACCAUGUUAGGAGCCCUAUUAGUAACAGAACAGCCUGAGUUUCCUAUUAAAACAGAACCAGUUGAUGGAGAUCCCCCAGAAGUUAAAUUAGAGGCCCGUCACACCUGUCAGACCUGCUAUAAAAGCUUUUCUAACGAUUCAGACUUCGCUAAACAUAUUAGAAGCCACAUCAUUCCAGAAAGGUCUCUCCGGGGACCCUAUAAAUGUAAGAAGUGUCCCAGUAGGUUCAAGAAUGUGGGGAAACUUCGAGAACACAUGGCUAACCAUAACAAAAAACAUAUCUGUUUAUUUUGUGAUAAGAAAUUUGCCUCUAACCAUGUUCUGAAACAGCACAUCAUUCUUAAACACUCAGACACCUCGACAAAACCCGGGGGAUCCAAGGAAAUCGUAUCCGAAGAUCCACAUAAACACUCAGACAGCCCGACAAAAACCACCGAAGGAUCCAAUGAGAUCAUCUCCCCAGGUCGACAAAAGUUUGCCCCUCCGAUGAAAGAUAUAUUGCCCCAGUCUGUUCCAGAUUCCGAUGUCCAGGAAGCGGCGGAAAGUAUCAUGUCACUCCGAAAAGCAGCAGAAGCUACGAAAACAGAUCCUGGAGUCGCCACUAAAGAUUCGGAUGUAGAAUUAGAACAAUUUAUCCCGAAACUUGCGGAAGAUGCCCCAUCUGUACUCAACACCGAUACUAAAGAUGAUGAUGGUGAUGAUCCCGGGAAUGAUUUUGAUAAUGAAAACAAUUCGACGGUUCCUUCACCUACGUCUGCUGAUGUUAGCAAUACUUCUACUGCUGCUGCUGGGGUUACAGAAGAUCCCAUGGAUGAAUCAAAACAAGCAGGGGAGAAUGAAGUUACUGAAAUAAAUGAAAAUCAACUUAAUUUGACUUCUGAAGACACACCCAUACCAGUGGAGGACAAUCGGUCAAAUCAGCUUACUGACGACACACCUAAGACGUCCACGAAAAGAGGUCCAGGGAGACCACGAAAAUCUAAAACCACCAGUCUGGAAAUCGAGAAAAUGACUCGUAAACGUAGUCCACCGCCAGUUAAGACGUUUAUCCCUUCUGCUAAUCGCAGCCCACAGCCUACGGUUAAGACUAAGGCGUCUAUUCCUAUUCGGAAACGCAGCCCACAGCCUGUCAUUAGAACGUCUGCCCCUACUCCAUUGCGAGUUCUUCCACGACGUGCCAAUAGAGGCAUUCGGACAACUGGAAAAUUCGCUGACGAAUCCGAUGAAGAUGCUAGUCCCAAAAAAUCUAGAACACCGCAUGGUGAGAAAAAGGGUCGCGGCAGACCCAGAAAAUCUGAAAUUGAACCAACAUCCAAAGCGGAAGAACAAAAGAAUGAAGAAGACGAUGAUGUUGAUGAUGAUGUUGAUGAUGAUGAAGAGGAGGAGGAGGGGGAUGAAUUUGAAUAUAUGGACGACGAAGAUGACGACAUGGAUUUUAAGCCGUCAAGAAACGAACAGGCCGACGACGAUCAUUAUAUUUCUGACUCCCCGUCACGUGGUAGGAAACGAAAACUGAGAAAAUAUGGCGAGGAGCCCAAACGAAGGAUACGUAUUGACAAGGAUGAGGAAAUACUGGCGCUAGAAGCCUUGACGGUUAUCACGGAAGAUGAUGACGGUGAAAAACUGUACAAGUGUGGAAAAUGCGGGAAAAAAUUCACUCAGCAGUCUUAUCUUAGACUCCAUCUUCCAGCCCACACAGAUCGCUACAAAUGCGGUGAUUGCGGGAAAAGGUUCACGCGUAACGAAUCGUUCCAGAAACACCAAUGUCAGAAGACGGAACAAGUUUAUUUCAUGAAGGAAAGGGUUAACGAGGAUGACCCGAACAUUUAUUGCUGUGCUCAAUGCAAAAAGGAAUUCACCCAGCUUGAUUUCGUCAUCAAGCAUUUCGCCUUGCAUUCGGAAAGCCAGAAAUGUCCCCGAUGCGGGAAAGUUUUCCCCGUUGAAGAAGAAUACAACAAACAUAUGGAGACUGUUUGCGAGGAUCCCGUGGAGUUUGAAUACUCAUGCGACAUUUGUAAACAAACUUUCAAAAACGAGAAAUAUUUAUAUCGCCACAUGGCCGUACAUACCGAUCUCCAUAAAUGCGACAAGUGCGGGAAAUGUUAUUCGCGUAAGGACUCGUGGCAGACGCAUAUUCUCCGCUGUAUGCCAGAGACUGUCGACGACCUCCAGAUAUUCGUCUGCACGAACUGCAAAAAGACUUUCGCCACCCAGCUUGGCGCCAAUAAUCACAUGGUUAAUUGUGCUAAACACUGUUGUUCCGAAUGCAAGACGGCGUUUCAAUCGGAGGAGGAGCUGAAGAUCCACGAGUGUUUAGGCAGCGAGGCUUCCAAAAAUAUCACCAUCCAGUUCCAAUGUACGAAAUGUAACAAAAACUUCUCUUCCAUCACGUACCUCAACCGACACGAGGCCAGUCACCAGGGAGCCUUUGAUUGCGAUAUCUGCCACAAACAGUUCAGCCGCAAAGAAGAACAUUCAAUGCAUCAUAGAUUUUGUUUGGCGAAUCAUUUGAUCCAGGAGAACGGGCAAAUUGAAUGCGAAAUUUGUACUCAGAUUUUCCGCGAUUCGAAAGAAUAUCGCGACCAUUAUCACUCCCAUACCCACCCGCACUACUGUACCGCAUGUCAUAAACGAUUCAUCAAGGUAGGGACGCUUCAUAACCACAAAUGUGAGCCGAUCUAUUUCGACACGACGGGGCAGUUCCUCUCGUGCGAGCAGUGUCAGAAGAAGUUCCGGAGCGAGAAGAACUUGAUACGUCAUCAGGUGAUUCACGGCACGCCACAGUUUAAGUGUGAUUCGUGUCAACGACAAUUCUUCCGUAAAGAUUAUCUCGCCGACCAUGUCUGUUCUCUGCCGGACGGGACGAAAAUGAGGAUCGUCAGAAAAAAGAACAAAGUGCAGAUUCGUGAAAAUCUCGUCUGUCAUCUGUGCGGUCGACCAUUCACGAGUUCCAGCAAUUUGAAUAAACACAUGCGUAUUCAUGGCGAGAAAAAAUAUGAAUGUCCCAUCUGCUUCAAGAGAUUCCAUUUUGAAAAUUAUGUCAAGCUCCACACGGAGAUGGUCCACGAGAAGAAGUUCCGCUAUCAGUGUUCGUACUGCGGUAAAGUUGUCACGUCGAAGGCGGGGCUUAUGUGUCAUAUUCGUCAAUUCCAUACAACCAAUGCUCCCACGUACAAGUGUCCCACCUGCGGCAAGGUGUUCCGGCAGAGUGGUAACCUGAAAACUCACAUGUUUUCCCACGACAAGGAGAAGAAAUUUCAGUGUAGUUUGUGUCCCCGAUCGUUUAAGUAUCCCGAACAGAUGAGGCGCCAUAAGCUCGAACAUACCAUGGUUGAUAAAUACACGUGCGAAAUUUGCGAUAAGAAAUUUGUCCGAGCUUACGAACUAAAACGCCACAAUCAGAAUUUCCAUAGCGGUAUUGUCUACGUCUGUGCGCUGUGUAGCGAGCGGUGCGGACAUCGUCACACAAUGAUACGUCAUUUCAAACGAAAACAUCCACACAAUAUGGAUCUUGUUCGCAACUCUGUUUCAUUGGACGAUAUGCGUCGUCAAGGUGAAGUAGUAGAGGUCAAACAGGAGCAACAGGAAACCACCAUUUUACUGGAAACUGUCCAACAGCUAGAGAACACGCUGUCAGGAAAUUCAACAGCCGAGAUUAUUCUACCAGAUAAUUUGGCUGCGGAGGCUCUUCAAGAUCUAUCUAAUGCCGUUAUUUCGACAAACAGUUUAGGCCAGGAGACGAUCACCAUUCCAAGUUCCAUUCAGUCCUCAAUCGACGGCAUUGAAACCGCGGACGGUGAACAGACGGUGGUUAUUCUGCAGAUCAUCAACCCAGAGGACCAGGAAGAAGUCGCCGAGGAAGUCGUUGGUUCUAUGGAGUUCAUAGAACAAGAAGCGAUCGAGGAACACGAGAACGUGAUGGAAACCGUCGAGAUACAACCUGAAGGUGUCAGUAUAGACGAUAUACAUGUAAUAGAGGAACAGUGAUUGGUUGAUACAGACAGCCACAUGAUACAACAGAAAUGAUUGGUUGAUAAGACACACAUGGUACAACAGAACUGAUUGGACCUGAUUUCACCAUCAACAGACACCCACAUGGAUGGGUUGGACCUUACAUAGUAUAACAUCAUUGGUUGGCUGUAUCUGACCUCACCAUUUACUACAAAAACAUUGAUUGAUUGAUCUGAACAACAGGAUAAACAACAGCGACGAUUGGUUAAAUCACAACAGGGAUUGGACGAUUGAUAAUGAAACAAAUGCGACUGGUUGAUUAAGACUAUAUAAACAUUAUUUGACUGGUUAAUCCAAGGUUUAAGUAACACCUAAGAGUUAAGUAGAAAUUGUAACUUAACUCGCUGAACGAACUUAAAGAUACAUUAUGUAAGAUUUAGAUAAAGAACUAGCAGUCCUCCCUAUGCGCGCUAUAUCAUAAGGUCUGUCAUUGAGUCAACUGGCGUGGUUUCUGUACGUGACAAUUAGUAAGGUCGCCGGUCCAACCACGUUGGUUUUCUCCGGUAUCCUCCCACUGUUAGAGAACCCUGCGCGCAAGGGAAUUAUUGAAAUAAUGAAAAUCAACCAUGUGUUAGCCCCGAAGCGCAAAACAAACCAAUACAUACAAAAUGAUUAACCGACAAUGCCAUAUUUGACCCAUACACCGACAAAAGAUCUCUCUUUUUUCUUUCUUUUUUUUGUCAUUGUGACCCAGUUUAUUGUAAAAAGGAAACGUGUUAUAAUUCUACACAUUGUAUCCAAAAUUUCAAUUAUCCAUAACUUUGUUUAUUUUUAUGAAAUCAUUUAAAGAUACAUUAUGGGAGAUUAGAUAAAGAGCCGACAGUUCUCACUAUAAUAGUUAAAACUUAAAUAAUGUAAAGGCAAUUUGCUGAAAAUUUGAGUCAAAUUGGUGCACUCUGAACCGAGAUUUUAGCGAUUGAAUUUACGGCCUAGCCUCGAUUGUUAUUACUAAAGUCAGUACGAUAAAAAACAUAGUCUCGAUUAUCCAUUUCAUGAUUAAAUUAUGAAUGGAAGUCGAACAGCAAAUCAGAACCUAAUCCAAUAAACAUCGCAGUCUAGCGAUGCCAUCUAGAGUUGAUUACUGUCUGGAUAAGUUAAUUAAUGUCUAAUUAAUAAUUUAGAUAACAUUUCAGGCCUAAAGAAAGACCUGCAAUAGGCAGAUUUAGCUCUCGCAUAAUGUAUGUUUAAUAUGAUUAAUACAAUGACGUCAUUAUUAAUGUGACGUCAUAAUGUAUGUUUAAUAUGAUUAAUGCAAUGACGUCAUUAUUAAUGUGACGUCAUAAUUUAUGUUCAAUUUUAUGUAGGUUAUGAUAUGUAGAAUACGCAUAUCUAUGCAAUCUGAUUAAAACACAAAUCCUAUUUCGUUUCGUUUUUUUAUUAUUCAAAAUUUGGUUUUACUUGUCUUCACAACACUAGGAUCUCGAAGAGUUGUUAUAUAACAGGCGUUCUAGUUGAUGUGAGGAAUUAGCCAAUGAAACGGUCUAUUACGGCGAAUUCUUGGCGUGUGAUGCACGGAACUGGGUAAACCACUAGAGACGUCAACGCUGAUUGAUUAUUCAAUGUCUGACGUCAUAGGGUCACAAGCCGCUCGUGUGAGCCCCUGGCACGACCUCCCAGUACAACUGGUCAGAUCUUCAUAAAAAAAAUAUAGAUCUGUAUUUUAAUCAGAUUGCAAAAUAACCUAAUACUGUGUUGACUUGAUGAGACAUUAAAGCGAGAAUUUCAUAUUUUCUAAGAAAGUUAAAACAAUUAUUUCUAUGUCUUUUGCUCAAUAGGUUGUCAACUCACUAUUAUACGAUCAUAGUUAUCAUUCUCACACUCAAAAAUAUUUCACACCGGAAAUAAUAACACAAUUACCUCCCUUGUUUUUCUAUUCCCUGCAAUGGAAUAGCUAUCUUCAAACGUUUGAAUUUGAAGUUGAAAAUGAUAUUUUUGCCAAUUUCUCAACUGGCAAUAGUGAUUAUUCUUUAUCAAGGUAGGACUGUUUAUACAUAGCGUCGAUUUGAAGGCAUUAUUUUAAUACAUUAUAAAAAUAUAACUUAAAAAUAUGAAAUUGUAUCUUUAAAUUCCAUUGUAUAUAAAAUUUGAAUUGAGACCAUAUGCUGUGAUCUUACCUUAGAUACACUCGGCAAACCUCAGCAGAUUCCAGUAUGCAGAGUAACGGAAUCAUCCGAGCUUUGCCUUGCUGAGUGAAUUUAGAUACAAUACAGUCCUGUUUGAUUGAGGGGGGUUGGAUGGCCGAAUGGUUAGCACGUGACAAAGAGAAGGGUCGCCUGUCCAACUUCGUGGGGUUUCUUCGGGUCCCCCGGUUUCCUCCCACUGCGAAAGACUCCUACGCGCAAGCAAAUUAUUGAAAUAAAAUUGAACCAUGUGUUAGCCUCGAAAUGACCUAGUUUGUGUCGAGUGGAUGUUAAACUCUCUCUCUCUCUCCCUCCCCUACUUGAUUGAUGUAAACACGGAAUGCAAUUCAACCAUUUUUGAACAGAUAACAGUAACUUUUCACCAAUAAACAGGCCCUUUCUACUGCUCAUUUUCUAGUCUAUAUUUCUAGAAAUGAGCAGGACUAAAAUUAGUUUAUUGGUGGAAAGUUACGUCUACUCACGUAGAACGGCGUAAAUCGCUAACGUUGAAAUUUACAUGUGACAGGUAACAUUGACAUUCGGGAUCGUGUUAUACUUAUGGAAAGGAUAUGUUGACAUAAUAACUUACAAUAUUUAAAAAUAAUUUUAAAAAAAGGUUUUCCGGUUGUCUUUAAGUAUCCUUCGAGAAGUAUUUAUUCUGCUUGCAUUUAAUAAAAUUGAAAUUGUUUAUUUAAUCGCUGUGUGAAAAGGGUUAGAGCAGCAUUACAAAACGGGGCCCUGUUUCUCGAAAUCUUAACUAAAGAUAAAAUCCAAAUUUUAGUAGAUACUUCAAUUUUGAUUGGCUAAGCACUACAAUCAGUCUAAUAUUAUCCAAUCAAAUUACUAAAAUUUGGAUUUUAUCUUAGUUAAAAUUUCGUGAAACAGGCCCCAGUAUACUAAUUGUUGGAUAUGGCGGCCAUUUAGGACAGAGAUCUAUUCUCGAAGUAUGAAGUAGAUGGGUCUCUGUGCAGAAUGAUGACUCUGUGUGGAAAUUACGGAUAUGCCUAUCCCUAGUGGGCAUGAAAAUAAUUUUCUAAAGUAAGACCAAAGCAUUAAGAUCUUGAUAUUUAUUUUGUUGGCUAGAUCUAUUUCCGAAGGUCACCUUCAGAUUUUCUCAGGUCGAUGAGAUGUAAAUAAGGUUAGUGCACGUGAUUGAUGGCGAGAUUGUGGGUUAGGGCUAGGUCCAGGGUGAGGGUUUGGGAUUGGUGCUAGCCCCGUUUACAUCUCGUGACCUUUGACCAAAUCUGCAGGUGACCUUAAGAUAUAUAUCUAGCCAUAUAUUGUUAGUUUAUUUUGUACAUGUUUCAUCAUAAUUUAAUGUUCCACUUUAUACUAGUCUGUUAUUCAACUAAAAUAAAACUUGCCUGUUGCAGUCA
Molecule: messenger RNA, 8770 nt
Organism: Patella vulgata (common limpet)
Lineage: Eukaryota; Metazoa; Mollusca; Gastropoda; Patellidae
Product: PR domain zinc finger protein 15
Exons: 6
Coding region: 706-5250 (1514 amino acids)
Biological process (GO): regulation of transcription by RNA polymerase II; cell fate commitment
Cellular component (GO): nucleus; cytoplasm
Molecular function (GO): RNA polymerase II cis-regulatory region sequence-specific DNA binding; histone deacetylase binding; DNA-binding transcription factor activity
Source: RefSeq, a predicted model, not a curated record